UACUACCUUUUGACAGAGCGUCGCCAUAUUGCUCUUAGCUUCGCUGGUCAGGGCUGCGAGUGAAAAAUUGUACCUACAUCCUUGCUCAAGUUGUUUCUCGAUUUAUGGUCACAAUGGCAAGCCCUGGAAAGGAAAGCGAUCGGAUGAAGAGCUACAAGAACAAAGCUUUGAAUCCACAGGAGAUGCGCAGGAGAAGGGAGGAGGAAGGGAUUCAGCUUCGUAAGCAAAAGAGAGAGGAACAGCUCUUCAAGAGAAGAAAUGUGAGCCUGCCACCAGGCGAUGAAGCCAUGCUAGAAUGCCCUAUCCAGGACCCUGAUGUCAGUUCAACUGUGCCACUCUCAGGUGAGGCAGUCAUCACUCCAGACAUGAUUCAGAUGAUCUUCUCAGAGGACCCCGACCAACAGCUCAUAGCAACCCAAAAAUUCAGGAAAUUACUCUCCAAAGAGCCCAAUCCUCCCAUUGAUGAGGUGAUCCUCACUCCCGGCAUCGUCAACAAGUUUGUAGAAUUUCUCAGAAGAGGUGAUGAUGGCACGCUGCAGUUUGAGGCUGCCUGGGCCCUGACCAACAUUGCCUCUGGGACGUUCCUCCACACCAAAGUAGUGAUCGAGACCGGGGCAGUGCCCAUCUUCAUCGAACUGCUCAACUCGGAGAACAAGGAUGUACAGGAGCAGGCUGUGUGGGCUCUGGGAAACAUCGCCGGGGACAACGCAGAGUGUAGAGACUACGUCCUCGACUGUGCCAUUCUUCCUUCCCUACAGCAGCUUCUCUCCAAGUCCAGUCGCCUGGGCACCAUCAGGAACGCCGUGUGGGCGCUGUCCAACCUGUGCCGGGGGAAGAACCCGCCGCCAGACUUCGCCAAGGUGUCUCCGUCUUUGAGUGUGCUGUCCACUCUGUUGUUCGGGAGUGACCCUGACGUGCUGGCUGAUGCGUGCUGGGCUCUCUCUUACCUCUCCGACGGCCCCAAUGAGAAGAUCCAGGCCGUCAUCGACUCGGGAGUCUGCCGCCGCCUAGUGGAGCUGCUCAUGCACUAUGACUACAAGGUGGUGUCCCCAGCGCUGAGAGCCGUGGGGAACAUUGUGACGGGAGACGAUAUUCAGACACAGGUGAUUCUAAAUUGCUCAGCCCUGCCUUGCCUACUACACCUUCUCAGCAGUCCCAAAGAAUCAAUCAAGAAAGAGGCGUGUUGGACGGUUUCUAACAUCACAGCUGGAAACAGACGACAGAUCCAGACGGUGAUCGACGCCAACAUCUUCCCCGUCCUGAUCGAGAUCCUGCAAAAGGCCGAGUUCCGCACUAGGAAAGAGGCCGCCUGGGCCAUAACCAACGCCACCUCUGGGGGCACUCCUGAGCAGAUGAGGUACCUGGUGUCUCUGGGCACCAUCAAGCCCAUGUGUGACCUCCUGACAGUAAUGGACUCCAAGAUUGUGCAGGUGUCCCUCAACGGCCUGGAGAACAUCCUGAGACUGGGAGAGCAGGAGGCCAAGCAGAACGGCACCGGAAUCAACCCCUACUGCGCCCUCAUAGAGGAGGCAUACGGCCUGGACAAGAUUGAGUUCCUGCAGAGCCACGAGAACCAGGAGAUCUACCAGAAGGCCUUUGACCUGAUCGAGCACUACUUCGGCGUGGAGGAGGAGGACGCCAGCAUCGCUCCGCAGGUGGACCAGAGCCAGGGCCAGUACAUCUUCCAGCAGCAGGAGGGACCCAUGGAGGGCUUUCAGCUUUAACCCCCCCCCCCCCCCCCUGAAACCCCACCUCCUGCACCCCCACUCACCCUGACUCUCUCUCUGAGUGCGCCCCCCAGCCCAGCCCGGCCCGUUCCGGUCGGUCCGGUCCCCCUUUCCUCCAUGCCAGUGUCGACUCCCUGAUUCCCUAAUCUUCCCAAAGCUUCAGCUUCCCUCCAUUGGUGUGCCCCCCACCCACCCAACAUACACACACCCUCUCUUAGAUGGGGGGGCAGUGGGGGGGGGGGGGGGGGGGCGGUACAGAGAGCUGGUUGACUACCUUCCCCUUUUUCUGAUUCCGGUCAUCUGAACUCAUCCAGUCGGCUACCCCUAGGGAGGGAUGGCAAGCAUAUAAUUAUUUUCUGAUUUUGUUUUUGUUUUAUGUUUAUUUUCUGUAUUAGGAGUGCAUUCCUACUAUUAUUGUUGGUAUUAUUAUUAUUAUUAUUAUUAUUAGGAUUGUUAUUAUUAGUGAUAAUAAUAAUUAUGAUUAUUACAAUUAUUAUUAUUGAUAAUAAUUCAUAUUAAUAUUAUUGAUUAUUAUUAUUAUUAUUUUGGCACUGGUGUCCCAAAAAAUUACUUUUUACAUCAUAUCCCUUUUGGAAUGUGAAUCUACCUCUUUAGUCAAUGAAAAAGCACUCAUGGUCAUGUGACUGGUACAAGUGCAGAUGGUGGCCCAGGGAGGUGCCCUCUAAAGCAGUGAGUGCAAACAUUUCUCUCAGUUUAGAGGGACAUAUCAGAAAAGAGAUCAGAGAGUAAAAACAGCAGAAAGCAACAGCUACCAAACAACAGCAACAAAUGGGGGGGGGGGGGGGGCACAUUUGAAUGACCUUAAUGGAAGCAAUCUCAACUCUUAGAUGGAGACUGACCGAAUAGGUUAGCUCUACUAGUUUGCCGUGAGAAUUAACAGACACACACACACACACACACACACACACACACACAGUGGUCUCUCAAUUUAGCAUGAGGAGUCUGCCUCAGCAUUGGACAGCAAGUGUCAGAAUCUCUGCGUGUGUAUGAGAGAGAGAGAGAGAGAGAGAGAGAGGGAGAGAAUAGCUGUCUCCGGCCCCCUCUCAGCUGACACUAACGGCUCCUAGCGUCCGGGAGCUGACUGGGCUUAUUUAUUGUGUCUGAGAGAGGAACGACUCCGAGCAGGAUGGACAGCAUUUCAGACACAAAAGGUCUAACGCUGAUGGAGAGCCAUGGCUCCAGCUUGAGGAUCGGGGGCCUCUUCCCCAUGUAUUUUUGUUUGUUUUUGUUUUUGUUUUUCUGCUUGUGUUUUAACGUGAUGCAGUGUCAUUGUCCAGAGCCUUUUUUGUCUUUUGCUGUUUUUCUUUUUUGUUUUCCGUUUGCAGUUUCUUUUUGGAUUUAACAUUUUUAGGUGUUCUUUCAUAUCAAACAGAGGAUGUGGCAACCGUGGCAACCGUCUCUCUCCAAUGGCCACAUGGCCCGUUGGCCAAGUGCUGCAAUACUUUCAGAUUUGACAUCAUCAGAAAAAUGCUCUGAUUUAUAGAUAUAUAUAUAAAAAAAAGAAAAUAAAUCUGUAUAUUAUAUAUACAUGUAAGCUCUGAUUUAGUUUUCUGUUUUAUGAGAAGCUUCUGAUGAACAUGAGGUGCUGAUCAUGUGAAGCUUCCUAUUCAAUCUCUUGCGGUGGGGGGGCGGGAGGGAGACAGCAGCCAUGGCGGGCGGCUUGUCUUCACGAAUCAUCUUCAUCCUCCUCCUCUUCCUCCUCGUCCUCCCACCCAUCAGGAGAAGCAUCUGGAUCAUCAGAGGCUGGUGGCGCCGCGCGGACAUGGAUGAUCACCGAUCUCUUUCGUGCUUUGUUUGUUAGUGUCUUGAUUCUGCACAAGACUACUACUCCUGCUGUGAACGACCUUUGACAUUUUGAUCCCUGUGUUGGCGCCCCUGUGUGGCUCAAGUCGGGUUUUCUAGAACUUUUCCCUUUAUUGCAAAUUUCUCCCCCGAAAUCAUGUUACAUAAGAAUUUUGGUUCUAUUUUAUUAUCAUUAUUUAUGGUGUUUUUGGCACGCAACAGAUAGUGCUGAUAAAAUUACAUUAUCGGAUGUGCAGUUGGAAGUAGAAGCAACAGUAUAUUGAGAUUGUAAAACAUGUUUUUGGUUGAACAUCAAGAACAUUUAAUCGUGUAUAGUUUUCUAAUAUUUCUCAUGUUUGUACUGAUUGUAUAAUAUAUACAUAUAUGUUUAUGUUUUCUUCCGGUUUAUAAUUUUUUUUUGUCCAUUAGAAGGGGGGAAAAGUGUAUGAGUCUGCAUCGGUGCCGAGCUUGAGAGGAGAAUUUCGUGCUCCGCACUGAAGAAUGUUGACGUUCUGUAAGAUGGAGGAGAACAAAUAAACUCUUCUGUUCCACCUGA
Molecule: messenger RNA, 4086 nt
Organism: Sardina pilchardus (European sardine)
Lineage: Eukaryota; Metazoa; Chordata; Actinopteri; Clupeiformes; Clupeidae
Gene: kpna5
Product: karyopherin alpha 5 (importin alpha 6)
Exons: 14
Coding region: 105-1724 (539 amino acids)
Biological process (GO): NLS-bearing protein import into nucleus
Cellular component (GO): nucleus; nucleoplasm; cytoplasm
Molecular function (GO): protein binding; nuclear import signal receptor activity
Source: RefSeq, a predicted model, not a curated record